Paramecium tetraurelia is the source of this 687-nucleotide messenger RNA. RefSeq lists its product as uncharacterized. The transcript has 2 exons. The record is from RefSeq and is a predicted model, not a curated record. Lineage: Eukaryota; Ciliophora; Oligohymenophorea; Peniculida; Parameciidae.
AUGAAUCAUAUAGCAAAAGAUAACUUGAUUGAUCUGAACUCAAAAUUAACAGAUGAAAAUUAAAGACUUUCACUGCUUGUCUACAGUCUUCAACGAUAACUAGAGAAAGCAGCAGUUUAAAUUAACUAUGUUUAAUCAUUAGAGGAAAAGUUCGAAAUAGUCUCGUUUGAACUGACAUAGCUAAGAAGAGACAAUCAAAACUUAUAAGAACAAAUCUAUCUUGUUAGUUAAUCAUCAAUCUCAAAGGAUAAAGAACAGGCUUUUCAACAAGAGAUAGAAAGUGUGAAAACAUAGUAUGAAUAGAAGUUAUCGGUGUUGCUUAGAGAGAAUAAGAGACUCAAUCAUAUAAAUAAGGAUCUGUAGAAUAAAUAGAUUAGCAAUUUAGAGACCCAAACCUCAAAAUUAAUGGAAUUGAGUGUUGAAUUAAAAAAUAAGUUGGAGAGUUUAGGAUAACAACCUCAAUCGUUGAAUUCGUCAAUAAUGGCUCCAAAAGUGCUCACCAAGCAGAUUUAUGACAACCUAAUAUAAUAAUUGUCAUAGAGUAGCGGAGAAGAGAAGACUUUUCGUACAACUCAACCAAAGAGAUUGCCAGUUUUGUAAUUCAAAGAAACUAAAUAGCCAAGUAACAUUAGCCAAAAAAAUUUGGCAGCCAUUCCUUUUAUUUCGAAUAUAAAUAGUGUUAAAUGA